Molecule: messenger RNA, 5604 nt
Organism: Chelmon rostratus (copperband butterflyfish)
Lineage: Eukaryota; Metazoa; Chordata; Actinopteri; Chaetodontiformes; Chaetodontidae
Gene: ttc3
Product: tetratricopeptide repeat domain 3
Exons: 46
Coding region: 118-5436 (1772 amino acids)
Molecular function (GO): protein binding
Source: RefSeq, a predicted model, not a curated record
ACACGCUGGGCAGCGUGACAGCGCCUUACUUUCAACAUCCGGACAAUAAUAUGAGCACGACGAGCCAAGACCACUGCUAAACAUUGACGCACGUCGUUGUCAUAAGAGUGGGACAAAAUGUCUGAUUCAGACUCUGAUUCUGACUAUGGUGGCGACUGGGACGCCAGAGAACGUACAGCUGCCAAACGUAUGGCCCGUCUAAGGAAAGAUGCACUCAUCACCUUGCAUCCAUCAGAUGAGGUUUUUGAGCGAUGGAGCCGUAUUUCUGUUGACACCAGGAAAGAGGCUGCACAGCGGAUGAAGGUUUGUGCCUUCUGGCUUCCCAUCCUGCUGCAGCGCCAAGAGCACAGCAUGACUGUCUGCUGGGCUUUAGAGAUCGGCCUCAUCGACUCAAUUGACAGUGAAGAGCUGAAUCUGAGGCACCUUCACAAGAUAGAAACUUUGGAAGCGAUCCUCCGAGCCCUGGAGAAAGGAACCUUGAAAAAGGACCAAACGAAGCACAUUUUCCUGAUAAGCAACAUGUUCAGCCUGCACUCCCCAGAGGUUUUGGAGGACGCGUUACACUGGCUGGAGCGAACGGGAGAACCUGCAAUCCGCCAUCGCGUCAUGGGCCUCGGCCACAUACACACCUGCUUCACAGCCCUGCACCUGAUCUUCACUGAGUUCGCUAAGUAUAUUCUGGAGAUGGGAAACGACCUGGAGAGUACCAUGAGGGCUCUGACGUCUCAACCAGCUGAACAUUAUAUAGAGAAAAGUGAAGAAAUGAAGAAGAAAGGGAAUGAAAACUUUCAGAGGAAGCAGUAUGAUGAUGCUGUGAAGUUUUAUUCCAAAGCCAUCAAAUAUUACCCUGACAACCACAUCAUUUAUGGAAACAGAGCCCUUUGCUAUAUCCGGUGUAGGAAAUAUCUAAAAGCUGUUGGCGAUGGAAAACGUGCGACUCUGAUCAAACCGCUGUGGGCUAAGGGUCACUACCGCUACUGCGAGGCUUUGUUCUCCUUGGGGGAGGUCAGAAUGGCUAUUGAGGCCAACAGUUCAGCCCGGAGUCUGUGCAAGGAUGACCAGGUGGGAAUCAAAGACCUGGAGCAACAACACCUGAAGUUCACUGAGAUGGCAGAGCCCAAAGUUGGACGGCCGAAGAAAAUUCACAGUAAAGGACUGGACGGCAGCAGCAGAGGGGCGGAGCCUCGGUCGCAGUCCGUAAAAGCUGCGAAUAAGAUCGAUCCAGCUUCGAACGCAGCUCCGCACACGAAGGUCUCGCAGAAUAAAAUGGACAAGAAACCAGGGAAACAUGAGAGGACGGCUCAGGCAGAGGGCAGCACCAAAGACUGUAAACCAUCGAAAAGUGAGUUUGGGAAAGGAGAGUCGAGCUCUGCUGCGAAGAAGAAACCAAAGAACAGGAAUCAGUCUGAAGAGGAGGUAACGCUCACCUGUGCUGGAAUGCAGCUGGAAAACCAGAAAGCGGACACCAGUCGGUCUCUAGAAGAUGUGCGUAAAGAGUUGAGCUCUAUAAUGCAGGAAGCACACACGGCUCUGACCGACCGCCGCAGCCGCAACGCAGAGCGGGCCUUCAGACAGGCGCUGGCCUUAAUGAAAACCAACACAGCUCAGGAGCUCGGACUCUUCAAAGACGAUUUGAUGUUGUUGCUUUUCGGCCUGGCGCGCGCCCUGACGGAGAUCGGCCAGGCUCAGGAACUUGGAGAAGCACAAAGCCUUCUGGAGAAGAUGAAGUCGUUUGAGGAGAGGACGUUUCAGUGUCUGGUUUACUACGCCAUGGGCAGGGUGUCGGCCAGAGAGAACAGGUUUGCAGAUGCUCUGGAGCAGUUUUCAGAUUCCCUGCAGAUGGUGAAGAAUGGAAUAACACCUGGUAAACUCACCUGGCCUGCAACAAAAGAGAUCGUUAUAGAAACGCAGCCAGAAUAUUUCACGGAAUUUCUGAAGAGAGCUAUAGAGUUCUAUAAAUUUCCUCCUAUUCCUAACGCCAUUUGUCGACUUGAGAAGAGCCCCGGUCAUUCGAAAGCUGAAAUCUACCUCACAGAUCCAGAUUUUAAGGGUUACAUUCAAAUAUGCUGCUGUCAGAGCUGCAUGGUCGAAUACCACAUGACCUGUUGGAAGACCCUGAAGGCGUCAUCCUUCUCUGAAAAGAAUGAAAAGGAUUUUCUGCAGGAGCCCUGUUUAACUCCAGACUGCGUCGGACAAAUCUGUAGUAUCAAAAUCAUUAGUCCAACGGGCCUGGUGAAAUGUAAGUUUGAAGCUGCCGUCAUCAAACCGAAGCCGCUGAAGAAGCCGAAAGUGAACCAGAAAUGUACGAGUCUGAAGAAGUUAAAAUCAAAGGAAGAGCGCCGGCUCAGGAGGAAGCAGCAUAAACAGUCUUUUCAAGAAAAACAGGCUAUUAAUGAUGAGAUCCUGCAGCAGGAAGAAGACUCGGCCACACAGAUUCAGCAGAAAGCCUGGCUGCUGUACAGGGAUCGAGUUCUUCUGCAGAUCAGCCAGAACAUGGAUCUGCUGAGAGAGGAGAAAGGCCUCCAGGCGUCGGCCCUGACCGGCAGUCUGAGGCCCUGGCUUGAGCUGGACUCGUCGAGGGGGAACCAGCUGGCCGGGAGGAUCCUGAACUGGCAGCGGGAGCAGAGCGGAGCGGAGACGUUAGGACCGGUCGUCGAGAUGCUGCUGGAGAGGAAGAACCGGGUUUGGGCUCGUGUCCUAAUCCAGCUGCUCAGUAGCUGUGAGGAUAUAAAUCCUAAACUCAGCAGCUGGGCCUGCCACCUCAACAGUGCAGGUUUGAACGCUGCCAGGUCCUUCAUCGAGCGUUACUCAGCACACCUGGAGCAGCUGGACUUGGCUGUUUUGCUCAACUUUGGUCCCCUGCAGGAGGUGAUUAUAGAAAAGCUCGGGACUAGACCGGAGCUUUUUUCAAGCAUCGGCUUGACUGUGACUGAAUACCUAAAACAGGCUCCGGAUCAGGACACGAGACUGUUUAUCUGGACUCUGGAGGAGCACAGAGAGGAGUACGUCUCCUGCCACACUAUACUGGAUGAGUAUUUUGAUAUGAUGGAUGGACAUUGUUCAGUGUUAAAAAAAUCUGAUGAAAAUCAAAAUAAUUCUCCUCUGAGGAGUCGAGGCCGGAAAAAGAAACAGAAAGAGCCGAAGGGCCUCAUCGUUUGGUCUGGGAUGAGAGCCGUACCUCAGAGGGACGAAUGGGACCAAGAAUUUUUUGAAGAUGACUCUUUAUCGUUCCUUCACCCCGCCGAUUCCUUCAGCGUACCGAGUCACCUUCGAGAGCAGGUGGCGGAUUUUGAAGACCAGUACAACAGCAGCAGACACAGAAGCCACUUUAAACAGAUUUUGGACAACAACCCCGACCCGACCAAAGAGAGUUUGUACGACUACUUCGCUCAGAUCCUGGAGGAGCACGGUCCGCUGGUCGCCGAGGACCCUCUUCUGGUGGGAGAGCUGGAAAACUUCCCAGCCGAGGCUCAGCUGAAGAUCCAGGAAGCGGGCGGCUUCGAGCCCUUCCUGCUGGAGUCCCUUCGCUUCAUAAAGAUGGGCCGGUGCAUAGGCCUGGCGAGGCACGCCGUGUCGCUGCAGCAGGCCGGGCGUGGAGCCGGUCUGGACGACCUGGACGUGAUGGAGGAUCCCGACACGAACUCUUCAUCUCCUGUUGUGGCGGCGCGUCCUGACUCUGCGUUCACAAGCUGCCUGAACGAUUAUUCAUCCGCUCAGACUGACUUCUGUCCCGUCCUCCCGAGUCCGUACAUAUACGGAUCCCUGCCUCCUCCUCCUCCUCCUCCCGGCCUGUCGGCGGGGGGAGUCCCUGUGACGGAGAUCGAUGCCUUCUGGACUGCGGCCGACGGUCGGCAGCAGGACUCUUACUUCUUACAGGAUGACGACAGAGAGCUGGAUCUGUACUGCGGCGAGGUCGACGGCGGAGAUGAUCCGUCUUCGGCGAGGACGGAUGAAGGUCUUCUGAAGAAACACGCGGCGGCGCAGACGUGUCAGGAGAGCGUGAGGAGCGUAGCCGUGAUCACGGAGCCUCACGAGCCCUUCGAGAGCUGCCAGGGCGACAUCAACAAAAAGCAAAAGAGCAACAGAGAGAUGGAGGAACAGAUCGAGAAAAUGAUAAAUGGCUGCGACGCCGUCAACCUGAGGCGCAAAGAGGAGCUCGCGUCCCUCGAGGAGGAAGAGCAGAAGAUCACCGCCAACAUACAAGUGACCAAUAAGGAGCUGGCACUGUUCCAGCAGAAGCUGGAGGAGGAGGUGAAGAAGGACCAGAAGGAGAAGAAAGCCAACCAGGAAGCACAGAGGUCCCUGAAGGUGGAGAUCGAAGAGCUGGUGGAGGAACAGGGGAGUUUGGCCCAAAAAAUCCGAGAGAAAAAAGCCGACUACGACGCAAAGUUGAGGGAUUUCUUGGAGUUGAGCAAUCAGUCGGCGGCAGAGAAGAUGAGUCUGGAGGAUGAGAUCAGGCGCUGUAAGGUGUUGUUAACCUCGGCCGCCAGGAGGUCUCGCGCCGCUCAGCUGUCGGUGGUGGAAAGCGCUCGGGAUCAGAGUUUAUACGAGCUGGGCCGAGAGCUGACCGACGCCAAAGCUCUGCUGACCAAGCUGGACGAAGCGGCGCACAGACACCCAAACCAAGAGCUGGAAGUGAGCCGCAGCAGCUGCAGAGGCAGCGUCCAGGAGGCGGAGAAGAGGGUCUCAGCUGCAGAGACACAGUACCAGGAGCAGAUGGAUCAAGUGAAGAACGGCAGAAGAGUCAGCGAGCUGCUUUCAGCCGACGUCGGCGCCCGGCCCGAACCUGCAGCCGCACCACCUCCGGAGCCCACCGGAGAGGUCGUGCCUCCGUCUUCAGCCUCCGUCAGCGCCGCCCCGCUCGUCCAGCAGCCCGCAGCUCAGACGCAGCACAGACCUCCACCCAGGAGCCUGGAGCCCCCACACAGCACCGUGUUCGACAGGGCCAUGGAGUGCCUGGCCGCCAUGUUUCCAGACUACACGAGGUCAGACUUGAUGAGCUUCGUUCAGGAGCUGCGUUCCUCCAGCGGGGGCAGUCUGAGCUCCAUGGCGCUGCAGGAUGUGGUGGGUGGAGUGACCCAGCUGAUCCUGGACUAUCAGGAGAAGCUUAACUCUGUGAAAUCCAACAUGGUGGAAGGUGGGAGGACAGCUCAGUGUGCGACGCCCCCCCCGGUGGCCCCGGCCCCGGUGUGGCAGAUGGUCGGACCCCACAGAGCCACACACUCGAGUGCGCUGAACGUGGAGGAUCCCUGCAUCAUCUGUCACGACGACAUGAGUCCAGACAGCAUGUUUGUGCUGGAGUGCAGACACAGCUUCCACGAGGAGUGCAUCCGGCCGUGGCUGAAGGAGAAGAGGACCUGUCCCACCUGCAGAGACCACGCCCUGCUACCCGAAGACUUCCCCGUGCUGCCCGGCAGGAGGCGCCAGGCCCUGUGAUGUCUUCAGCCCUCCUCUUCCUCCUCAGUUCUGCUUUUAUCUUAUUUUUUUAAUCACUCGUUCCAUUAAGAUCUAAAUGAGCACAGAGUGCUCGAGUUUUAUCAUUUACAUGUUCAGACAUUUAUUCACCAAUUUAUACUUUGAAUAAACAACAAGUCUUGUGUUUGA